AUGAUUAAUACAAUUUUAGAUGUAUUAGUAGAAGAUGCAGAACUUGCUGUGGGAACUGAAAUUCUGGGGACACUGGGUGGUAAAGAUGUGGAGAACAUCAAGGAUGGGGCUCACAGAGUGGUGAAGAUGCAGAGUUGCCAGGAACAUUAGGUAGUUAGGGCAUGGGGAGGUGUGGAACACCAGGUGGUGGGGUCUCCAAGGAACUGGAACGUUGUCUUUCAAAGCCCAACACAUUCUGCCUGGCACCUGCAGCUGUUAAAAGCAGAUAGAGACCUAGCUGCUUCUGCCAUAAAAGGCAACUGUGAUCCUCAGAAAGCGACUUGUGCUGUCUACCGAAAGAUUUUACCAAGACUGGGAAACAGACCUUUUCCUGAAGACUCUUUCUUUGCUCAUGUUACAGCAUCAGAAAGAAACAACCACUUCCAAAAAUAUAUCAUAAGCAUGGAUGGCAAGAAUAAAACCUCUCAGCAAAUGCAUAGUGGUAAGGAGUCAAACGUAGCAGCAAGCAAACUGAAUUAUAUUCCUGAAGCACUGCAGGAGGUCAAAAAACAUCUUGGGCAUGGAGCAGCAGAAAAUACAAUGGAGAAAAUAAAAAUGACAAAGAAAAAGAAGGAAAGACAAAGUAAUGAUGUAGACGGAGCAAACCAUAAACGUAAAUCAGAAAACAACAAAAAGCUGUCUGUGAAAAAAGAAGAAACAAUGCUAGACACUAGCAAUCAGUUAAUCCCAACACCUCCAUCUCAUAUUCCUCUGAAAAGCCUAACAGACAUAGAAAUGGAGUUGGUCUACACUGAUGAGGAAGACAUUCCCUUUGAGUUUUCUGAGCCUGUGGCACCCACAAGCACACAAUCAGUGGGUCACGAUUCUGAAAAAGCAGAUGCUCUGAGUGCAUCUAAUGACGACGCUUUGCCCCAGAUUGACAAACAGCUUCAGACGAUCCUGCAGGAAGCCAGCACUUGCUACAGGCAGAAUGACUACACAGCAGCGGUGGAGAAGCUUUCAACAGCACUGGAGCUUUGCAGUAAAGGAACUGCUGUAGACAAUAUCUUUGACUCAUUUCCAGAAGAUAUUUCCAGUAUUGCCAGUUUUAUUGAGACAAAGCUUGUAACCUGCUACUUAAAACUGAGGAAGCCCGACGACGCUCUGAACCACUCACACAGGAGCAUUAUUCUGAACCCAGCUUAUUUCCGGAACCACCUGCGCCAAGCCGCUGUUUUUCAGUACUUAGGGAGAUACUCUGAAGCUGCGAGGAGCGCCAUGAUUGCUGACUAUAUAUACUGGCUGACAGGAGGCACUGAGCAGCAUACAAGCAAGCUCAUCAAACUGUAUUGGCAGGCUAUGUUUGAAGAAGCCAUCACUAGAGAAGUAUCAUUUUCAGUUAUGUACACACCAUUUGUGACAGAAGUCAACGCUGACAAAAUAAACAAGAUAAAGGACAUAUUUGCCAAAAAGCACCCUGAGUAUGUAGAGCACAUAUAUACAGAUCCCUAUGGACUUCACAUCUUGCCACAGACAGCUGAGUGGCCAUUCCUGCCUCCCCAGCACUAUUUACUGACUCUGGGUUUCAGAAGCAAAUAUAUCGGAAAAAUCUUGGAAAGGUGGUCAUGUAGAAAACUGCCAAUCUUUUCAGACCGGAAAGCACCUUUCUGUCCUGUCACAGAAGAAGAAAGAAAUGCGUAUUGGAUUAACACUGGGCAAAGGAUCAUGCCAGUAAUAGAUUUUAUAAGAAGCACCAAAUUAACUGACAAUCGCUGUCCGUGUUCACGUGGGAUAGAGAAGUUGCAUUACGCCAGCUUCCUCGGUUCUUUGAGGAGAGUCAAGGAACAGUCCCAAGUGAUUAAUCAAGUGAUGGCUGAGCUUGCAACCGUUCCCUACCUGCAGGACAUCAGUCAGCAGGAUGCCAAACUGCUGCAGUCACUAAUGGCAGAUGCCAUGGACACCCUUGAAGGAAGAAGUCAUAAAGGACGUGUGUGGAAUAAGAUUCAGAAGAUUGGACUAAUCGAAGACUACUUACAUCGAGCAGAAGACAAUUACUUAAGCAAUAAAAGGCAUAGAAAAGCUAAGAUGGAAAGGAGGAGAAUGAAGAAGAUUCAAAGUAGACAGCAACUUCAGAGACCAAGAAAUAGACAACUAUCCCUCACCAGCCCUAAAGACACGACAAUACAGUGA
Molecule: messenger RNA, 2169 nt
Organism: Cuculus canorus (common cuckoo)
Lineage: Eukaryota; Metazoa; Chordata; Aves; Cuculiformes; Cuculidae
Gene: SPATA16
Product: spermatogenesis associated 16
Biological process (GO): spermatogenesis
Cellular component (GO): Golgi apparatus
Molecular function (GO): protein binding
Source: RefSeq, a predicted model, not a curated record